Molecule: messenger RNA, 309 nt
Organism: Marasmius oreades (fairy-ring Marasmius)
Lineage: Eukaryota; Fungi; Basidiomycota; Agaricomycetes; Agaricales; Marasmiaceae
Exons: 1
Coding region: 1-309 (102 amino acids)
Source: RefSeq, a predicted model, not a curated record
AUGUCAGCCUACAAUGAAUGGUCCCAUUCGGUCGGCAUGGAAUUUUUUCACCAACCUGCUUGCGGUUUCGACCUCGAUGUGGCGGCAAGUGCUGGUAUUCCUGAUGUUCCAGAAAUUGAAUCGCUGGUUUUGCCCUCCAUCGAUGAAGCUCGACAAUUGUCUGGAGGAGUUCAUCUCGGCCAGCACAACUUGUUCUCUAGCGAGAUUGGCGCACGACUUGGCUUUGCCACUUCUUUAACCAUGGCUCAGCUACUUGAGGACUGCAAAUCCCAAUAUGCGGUGCGGCAGGAAAGUCUAGUUGACUGGUAA